This is a messenger RNA of Cygnus olor (mute swan), 5932 nucleotides long. It is a transcript of the gene HECA, whose product is annotated as hdc homolog, cell cycle regulator. The transcript has 4 exons. The record is from RefSeq and is a predicted model, not a curated record. Bases 86 to 1696 code for a protein of 536 amino acids. Lineage: Eukaryota; Metazoa; Chordata; Aves; Anseriformes; Anatidae.
CAGGGCGGCCGCCGCGGCCCCGCCAUGAGCCGGAGGUAGCGGCGGAGCCUUCCGCAGCCGCCGCCCGCCCGCCCGGCCGCCCGCCAUGCCGAACCAGAAGGGCGGCAAGGGCAAGAAGAACAAGCGCGCCAACAGCAGCGGCGACGAGCAGGAGAACGGGGCGGCGGCGGGCGGCGGCGGCGCCGCGGCGGCGGCGGGAGGCGGCGGCGGCGGCGGCGGCGGCGGCGCCGCGGCGGGCGGCGGGGCCGGAGGAGCGGCGGCGGCUGCGGGCGGCGGCGGCGGCGGCGGUGGCGGCGGCGGCGGAGGAGCGGCGGCGGGCGGCGACGCCAAGAGCGAAGCCCCUUGUGCUACUCCACUGAUCUGUAGCUUUGGAAGGCCAGUGGACCUUGAGAAGGAUGACUACCAGAAGGUCAUAUGCAACAACGAGCACUGCCCUUACAGCACCUGGAUGCACCUUCAGUGCUUCUACGAGUGGGAAAGCAGCAUUCUUGUCCAGUUCAAUUGCAUCGGCAGAGCGAGGAGCUGGAACGAAAAGCAGUGUCGCCAAAACAUGUGGACAAAGAAGGGAUACGACCUCGCUUUCCGCUUCUGCUCCUGUCGGUGUGGGCAGGGUCAUUUGAAGAAGGACACCGACUGGUACCAGGUGAAACGGAUGCAGGAUGACAAGAAGAAAAAAUCCGUGUUGGAGAAGAGCACGGGAAGGUCCAUGGCAGAGUCAGCAGAAGAGGCCAAAAAGGGCAGGCCAGCCAACAAGCCGCAGAAAGGCUUAAGUCACGACAUCCAGCGAAGGCACUCGAUGGACAGGCAGAACUCCCAAGAGAAGGGUGUCAUUGGCGGGAGCUAUGCGGUUCGCUCCCCGUGCGUCUCUCCCGGCCAGUCCCCACCGACCGGCUACUCGAUUCUUGCCCCCACCCAUUUCAGCGGCCCCCGUUCCUCGCGAUACUUGGGAGAAUUCCUGAAGAACGCCAUUCACCUGGAGCCGCACAAGAAGAACAUGGCCGGUGGGGGCAUGUUCAGGAACGCGCACUUCGAUUACGGGGCAGCCGGUUUGCAAGCACAUCGGUCGGGACACUUCGAUGCCCCCGUGCAGUUUCUGAGAAGGCUCGACCUGUCUGAGCUUCUCACUCACAUCCCCAGGCAUAAAUUGAAUACUUUCCAUGUGCGAAUGGAAGAUGACGCCCAAGUGGGCCAAGGGGAGGACCUGCGGAAGUUUAUUCUUGCUGCUCUUAGCGCCAGCCACAGGAACGUUGUAAACUGUGCACUGUGCCACAGGGCACUGCCAGUGUUUGAACAGUUUCCGCUGGUGGAUGGAACCCUGUUCCUUAGCCCAUCAAGACACGAUGAAAUUGAAUAUGAUGUUCCCUGUCACCUUCAAGGAAGGCUUAUGCAUCUCUAUGCUGUUUGUGUAGACUGCUUAGAAGGGGUUCACAAAAUUAUCUGCAUUAAGUGCAAGUCCCGAUGGGAUGGAAGCUGGCAUCAGCUGGGAACUAUGUAUACCUACGAUAUUCUGGCAGCAUCUCCCUGUUGUCAGGCUCGACUGAACUGUAAGCACUGUGGGAAGCCAGUAAUAGAUGUACGGAUUGGCAUGCAGUAUUUCUCCGAAUACAGCAACGUCCAGCAGUGUCCUCACUGUGGAAAUCUAGACUACCACUUUGUGAAGCCAUUUUCUUCAUUUAAAGUUUUGGAGGCUUAUUGACGAAAGCUUUGCUUUAGUAAUAGCUAUUUUAUGGGUAUUUCAACUUUAUUACAUAUCUUUUUAUAGGAUUCAUUCUGUGAUGAAAUUCCUUUCUUUUCUAACUGAAAGAGCAGCUUCUUUGUCUGUAUACAUAUGAAUAUGUAUAUAUACAUGUUGUUAAACCAGAAUCCUCCUGACGAGAUCUCUGAAGGUUGGAGGCAUGCCAAUUUAAUGGCCUUCGAAUAUAUCCCAAGUGUGGGGUAAAGUUCAGCUAAAAUGAUUUGGUUUUAUUUUUUGUACUAUUGUAAUACAGUUUAUAAGAAGGACAUGGGACAGAGAAAUAUGUCCAGUUGGAAAGUGGGUAACUGUGUAGGCUUGUUGUCCCUCUAGCUUGGUGGAAAUGGGAAAUCCUUGAAAAGAAAUAAUCCUGUAGCUGUUGAAUUCAUCGAGUCUUUUGCAUUGGUCCCAGUGGGCACAGGAGCAUGCCUCAGGCUGUCAUCUUAGUGGGCUUUCUUUCAGGUUUCCCAAGAUGGGAUAAACUAAGAUAAUGUGACAAGUGAAUGUAAAUCUAUGCCAGAAAAAGCAACUUUGAGUUAUUUUUUGGCAUAGCGUCUUCCUGCCGUAUACGUUUGUGUGUUUCUCUCUGACGGAUUGUACGGCAAUAGUACUGCUUCCGCCAGUGUUGUAAUGUUAGCGGUCAGGUCAUUUGUUUAUACCAAAACAAGCUGGAGAUCUUAAAAUGCUUUAUUUAAAGGUAUUUCUUCACAGAUAUUUUAGGACCUUGUGAUAAAUGGAAGGAACAGGCUGAACUGAACGGGGAUGUUUGUAUGUGUCUGCUGGGACUGAGGCUUUGCUGCCUACUGCAGACGGGUGUAACUGGCUUGGAAAGAGGACCACGAAGUGGGAUCUGGGUCAUCAGACCAAUAAGAGCUGAGAGGUACUUACAUGACACAUGGCAUCAGUUUUUAAGUCAAUUAAUUGCUGCACCUUUGUCUUUCAAAAUCAUGUAAGUCCAGGAUCUAAAACCUUGGAGACUUUUUAAGAAAGCAAACUUAGUGUAUUUACUUUCUACAUGCCUCUGUGCUGUAUAUAGUAGUCAAUGCAUUAGGCAGUGAAUUUGUGUCAUAGGGGUUGGCCCUGUAGAAUCUGCAAUUUUUGUUUCUUGCUCCCAACUUUUCCCUUACAUAAAUAAAAGUUUUAAAAUAGGUCGUUAAUCUUUUACUUGGCUUCUAAAGCCAGCUGAGAUUUUUGUAAGUUUUUUUGUUGUUUAUGGAGUGAUUGGUCACUCAAGGUAUGGGUUUUGUUUCUCUUUAUGAGGUGGGAUUAUUUUUUGUUUCUUCCGAAGUUUUUUUGGUUUUCCCAAAUUAGAAUCUCAAAGAGUGUAUCCGUUGAAAUCAUGAUCUUAAAAAUGUCCCUGAUAAUCUGCACACUCUGGGAAGGAAAACAGAAAAGUCAGAAGCCGAGAAAGUGUUGCAUAUACUGGACAGAGAAUUACACUUUCUGCUAAGUUAAGAAAUUAAUGUGCAUGUGAAAUUCGAACUGAAUAUCCAUGUUUCUCUGUGCAUAAAAAAUGCCGAGUUCACAGUUUUAUUUCCUGGCUGUCUUCACUGCAGAAUUAGCUCCUUUAAGCAUUAGCCACUCUUCAAGUAAUACUCAAGCUGCAUAGAGGGCUUAUGUUGGCACACAUCACUUACUGCUGACUUGAGUGGUAAUGUCCUUAGAAGCCAGCUAAGUCAAUUAAUGAUUUUCACAUCUGGAUAGGACCGGGCUAUCUCAUAACGGUUACGUUGGUGAUCCACCACCGCUGGUCUGAACAGCGACAUUAACAGGCUGUGAUAGUCUACAUCACUGGCUCUCCCCUUGCUCUGUCCUCUCUUCUGUCCGUGUGUUUGUGUCUGGAGCACAUUCUUGGGGUUUUGUGCAGUUGUUCCUUGGGGGUCUAUUUGUGACAGUUUGGGGAAAACUGUUCCCUUUUUAAGACAAAUUGUGGGAAGAACUUUGGGACACUUCUGACACUGUCCUGGUGUGGCUAUCACAAACCAAGUUACGCCCACUCCAGUUACAGUGGCACCAGCACUGUAACCAUAGAAGCAGGAUCUGGCCCAGGUGUACGUGGGCUGGAAGAAGUUAGCUAGCAGAUAAAACCUGGUUAGCUGUGCAGUGUAGACUUCCCUUAUGGAGAACAAUCAAAUUAUAAUUCAAAUUAAUUACUUGGGGAGGAUGAGCCCUUCACCUUCAGUGGUAUAUUUCCACAACCUGUUGGAGUUAGGGUAGUUUGGAGUUAAGUUGUCUGGCAGUACCAUGGGUACCAGAUCACAUACACAAAUGUUGGACUCUUGUAGCACAAAGACAAAGCUCCUGUAAUGAUAAAAAUUAAAGAAUACAUAUAGCAUUUGAUCUUGAGUGCUAGUCACUCAUGCCUUGAGCCUAAGGUAUUAAUCCCCACAUACACUGAAAGGGUAACAAAAUAGUAGCAUUCUGUACCUAUUUUUUUUCACCCAUUUGGUGAGUGGAGGUGUCACUGCAAUGCACAUGGUAGGGCAGAAACGGGAUAUGGAGUUCUGCUAAAUACUUGUUCACUUACUUUCCUUAAUACAGCUUAAUUUAUAAUUCUUUAUGUUCUUAGAUGCCUUUCCAGAUAUGUAUGUAUGACAAUCGAGAAUGAGUAGAAGUGGAGAAAAGGAAUUUGGCCACUUCUUAAAAACACAAACAUGUGAAAGGUUGUACAAUAUAUUCAAGUCAAAAUUAAGAAUGCAGCAGACCCAGAAAAUGGGGAGGGGAAAGCAUGUUUAAAGUCUUAAUAGCAACAAGAAGUUGUUUACAAAUCUAUCCAAGGCAACAAUUUAGUUCUCAAUCACCUUUUCCUUUUAAUUCUGAUUUUAAGUGAGUCUUAGCUACCACUUGAGGAAACGCCUAUUUUCUUGCAAAGCACAUCUCUCAACUGGAGGCUAACAGCACAUGUAGUACUGUAAAAUGAUUCUCGAUGGAAACCAGCUGAGCUAGAGAAAGAUUCCUCUGAACUUUUCCUCUAAAGUAAAUUGUCCCUAAUUUAUAGGGAAUACUUUCUCUGCUUCUUGCUGUUGCUGGAAACUGGUCUUGUGUUACUGCACAAUGCAAGUAAGAUAUAUAUAUAUUUUUUUUAAUAAGAUGCAUCAGACUCCAGUCAAGCAGACAGGCCCACCCUUUGGCCAUGAAAGUUUUGGCUAGGCAUUGCAUAAGUACAAAGUCAGAGUGAACUUUGGGACUUAAUGGCUACUUAAGAGGUUGAACUAGACACCAGUUGGUUUGCUAUCUGCCAUGACGAGCACUGGUAGUAGUCAUUGAGCUUUUAAAUGUGUCAAAAGGGAAAUGGUUUGUCAAUGUAGGGAGCUGCUUGCUUUGCUUGUUUGGCUAAAGUUUACUCUUCACUACCUUUCAUUUUUCUGAUGCUGUGUGUUCUUUUUAGUCUGGCCUGUGGUCGGAUUAAACUGUGCCUGAAGUAUGUUUUGUAAACGAGAAUACAGUCCUCUGGAUUUGGAGGUUCAUUCUACUCUUCUUAAAUGCACGAUACUCCUUGUGAUAGUAAUAGGAGUUGCAUGUGCAAAUGCUUUUCUUUCCAGUAGUUAAGUGUUUUCCAUAGGAGAGGCUUGCAUUUAGAUAGACUUAAUAUUUUGGAUGUGUAAAUGAAUUCAUCCAUCAGUAGGGCAUUUAAAAGUAAAUUUUGAUAACCAUAACUAACACAGAAGACAUCUUUUACAUGCUGAUACAUAAGUUGACAUUUACCAGCGUGAGCAGGCUGAAAUUCAUGUUCUGUCUAAUGCUGCAGAGACACUAAAAUUACAGUGCUCUAUAGCCCAUUGACUAUUCCAUAGUCUAUUUGCGUUCAUGUGUCCAGUAGUGAGCAGUGUAUUCAUAAUGAAUUUAGUUGGGAAAAUAGGGAAUAUUCCUACGAGGGAGGCAUCUAACACAAUUUCUUUUUUUUUUCUUUUCUUUUUUUCCCCCCUCAUGUACUCUUCAUUUUGCUGUACCAGGUAACUGAGAACAAACAUGCUGUUGUAAGGCCACCGGUGAGAAAACACCUCAAAAAUAUACUUGUCCGUAAAGGUUUCUUGUUGAGACAUUUUUGGAUUGCACUUUUGCAGAUGGAAGAAUAUGUACAUAGAAAAUGAAUGUUGAUGAAAUUAAAAUAAUUGGUUAUGAUAUCAUUCGCGUGUGUUGUUAGAGAAUAUUUUGUUGUGACUUCUCUGUAUUAAAAAAUAAUAAAUACCAGACACCUAA